UUAUUUGACAUUGACAAGUAUGUUUGUGUUGAUGUUCAGACGCUAAUGCUCGUUACUAUUUGAAUUGAAUAUUACAAUUGAACAUCUAUUUUGAAAACUUGUGAUACACUCUAGUAAACAAUGGGUGAAAAAGUGGGAAAUCAUGUCAGUGAUAUAGAUAUGAAUAAUUCGGAGAUAACAUUUGAAAACUUAACGAUUUUGAAAGAGUUUGGUAACAUUGUAAAUCUUGUGAGAAAUGAAGAUUUCCUCGAAACAGUCCCUAAAGCUAAAUUAAGGCGUGUUAAAUGGAUGCCAAUGUUCAACUGUUUAAAACAAGGAAUUCUUGACGAAAUGGUACAAGAGUUGAGUGCUAUGUGGGAGUACGAGAACAUGCCCGAGAAACUUGAAAUCUUAGAGAAACAGAAGGAAAAAUAUAGUGAGAUUGAAGCCACCAAAGUACUGUGGAGACCACAACUAGCGGAUGUAAAAGCACAACUUAGAGCAAGUGAUGUUGCAAAUUUACAAAAGCAAAAAGUCCUCCUAGAAUCAUUAGCAAAAGAGUAUGAAGUGCGUGUCAAUAGACUUAAGAAGGUCUUGGCAGCCAAGCGCGGUUACCUCAAAGCUCUACAAUUGGAUAUCCAAAAAUACCAAAGAAGGAAUGAUGAUCUAAUUUCAAAACUCACUCAUAAGUUAGACAAUCAUCAGAAUUUGAUCAAUAAUGUUCUGAUUGAUAAAGUUGAUGUGGAAGAAAUAAACUGGAAAGAAAAAGAUAUGGAAGUGAAUGAAAUAAAUUGAUAGAUAUUAUUUGAAUAAAAUUUAUAUUUCAGAAAAUUGUACACACCUGAGAUAAAGUACAACAAAAUUUAUAAUAAGUUAUAUAAUUUGAAACUCAUUUGCUUUCAAAACUUAUCUUUCUCUAAGUGUAGACGAAAAUAGAAUAAAAUUUUAAAUGUUAAGUGACACUGACAGUAAUUACAUAGUUCUAAUCUUGCUGCUAUCCAUACCAGCUAAUUAUUAUACAGAAAUACAGAAAAGUUUUAAUGAGAACAAAUAUAAUUUUAAAGCAACAUGUUAUCUUCUAUCAACAAUAAAUUUAAUAAAGCAUCUAGUGAUGUAAAAUUAUGAAUUAGAUAAAGUCACAUUUACUCUCUUAGAAGAUACAUAAAGUGUUAGUGUUUAAAACAAAAGUACAUUUUGUAAAUGCAAACCAAAAUGAAAACUAAAAUAAAAAUAAACCUCUUAGUUUAAAA
Messenger RNA from Trichoplusia ni (cabbage looper), 1229 nucleotides. RefSeq lists its product as uncharacterized. NCBI's taxonomy places the organism in Eukaryota, Metazoa, Arthropoda, Insecta, Lepidoptera, Noctuidae. Bases 121 to 774 code for a protein of 217 amino acids. The transcript has 3 exons. The record is from RefSeq and is a predicted model, not a curated record.